AUGGCAGAUCUCACACCAACACAAAUCAGCUGGCAUCCUAAAGCCAACACUAGCGCACACCAUACUGACAGAUAUGCCCACGCAGAGCUGACUGUGAGGAGAGGGCAGGUCUUCACUAUCACCCUGUGGUUCAACAGGCCAUGGCAGACGGGGGACAACUUAGCAUUCGUCACAGAAAUAGGGCCAGCGCCUUCACAGGCACAUCACACCAAGGCCAUCUUUAACCUCUCUGAGGCGGGGGCUAGUGGCUGGACUGCAGUUCAAGGACCCAGUGAGUCCGGCUACAUGAAUUUCUCAAUAUCCAGCCCAGCUAAUGCAGUCAUUGGACGUUACAAACUGAGCCUCCAGAUCACCUCUGGCAACAAGGUCUCCUCCAAGUUCCUGGGGCACUUUGUACUGCUCUUUAACCCUUGGUGUUCAGGUGAUGAUGUCCACAUAGCUAACGAAGAUGCAAGACAGGAAUAUGUUCUGGAUGAAAAUGGAAUCAUCUUUAUCGGAAAUGCCAACUAUAUUGAAGCUAGAGGAUGGUACUAUGGACAGUUCCAAGAUGACAUUCUAAAUAUCUGCCUUACUAUGCUGGAUCUGAGCCUGUACUGUCGUCAAGACCCAGUCACUGAUGUGUUCCGCAGAGGAGAUCCUAAAUAUGUGGGGCGGGUGAUCAGUUCAAUGAUCAACGGGAAUGAUAAUGAUAACGGGGUGCUGGAGGGAAGCUGGAAUGACAGUUUCGCUGAGCAUGAAAACCCAUCCAGAUGGAAUGGUAGUGUGGUGAUCCUCAGGAAGUGGCGUCAAGAGAAUUACAAGCCUGUCCAGUACGGCCAAUGCUGGGUUUUUGCAGGCGUGAUGUGCACAGUCAUGAGAUGUUUGGGGAUUCCAACUCGUUUGAUUUCAAACUUUAAUUCUGCCCAUGAUGCGGAUGGAAAUCUGAGUAUUGAUAAAUACUAUGACAGUGCUGGAAAGAGCCUUAACAUCGGCAGAGACUCUUCAUGGGAUUAUCAUGUCUGGAACGAAGUUUGGUUCAUUCGAAGAGACUUGGGAACACCAUACAGUGGAUGGCAGGUUCUAGAUUCAACUCCGCAAGAGCAAAGCAAAGGGAUAUUUCAGUGCGGUCCUGCUUCUGUCAGAGCCAUCAAAGAAGGUGAUGUAGACUUGGACUAUGACACCCUAUUUGUGUUUACGGAGGUGAAUGCUGACUGCAACCAAUGGAUUGUCUACAAAGAUGGAACCAGGAAAAAAGUGUAUUGUGACACUGAGAGAAUUGGCAAGGCCAUCAGCACCAAAGCUGUGGGCAGCAAUUCCCGUGUGGAUGUCACUAACAAUUAUAAAUAUCCAGAAGGCUCUCACGAGGAAAGAGAGGUGUAUAAAAAGGCCUGUGCUAAGGCACGUGGAUCAAACCUCACAGAAAGACUCUCAGAAGCUCCUAAUGAGGGAUCAUCAGAAACAGUUAGAAAACCUGAGGUCUCUGGGGUAUUCAAGCUAGUUGAACCCCCUGUGUUUGGCAAAGAUAUCAACCUAAUCUUAAUUCUCACCAACCUGUCCUCUGAAUAUAAACCUGUAAAGGUGAACCUGAGUGCAUCAACCAUCCUGUACACAAGGAGAGCAGUGGCAGAGAUCUUGCAGGCAGCCACAUCUAUUGAUCUUGGUUCUAAAGAAGAGAAACAAAUUCAGUUAAAGAUCUCUUAUGCCCAGUAUGAAAAGUCCCUGACUGAUGAUAAAAAGAUCUUAGUGACUGCCUUGUGUGAAGUCAUGCACACACAGGAGGCAAAGAUGUUGGUGGAGAAGACCAUCACUUUAGAGACUCCAACCAUCUUCAUCAAGAUUCCUGCACAGGUUGUGGUGAACAAGCCUGUUACUGUAGAGAUCUCGUAUGCCAAUCCUCUCCCUGAGCCAGUGAAGGACUGUGUGGUGCUGGUGAAACUGAUGAAUCAAGAGGUCAAGAUAGAUGUGGCAGCACUGGCACCCAGGGAGCGAUCAAAGAUUUACUUUGAAUUCACACCCCACAGAAGCGGUGCGAUGCAGCUGCAGGUGGACUUCUCUUGUGACAAGUUUGCCUAUGUUAAGGGCUUUGAGACCAUCGAUGUGGCCCUUGGUCAGUGAGUCAGUUGCAAUAGUUGUAAUGGCUCUGAUCACGGAGCCAAUUCCCUAUUUCUACACUAGCAUUAAAAAGCAUUUUUCCCUGCACAAUGAUAGUGAUGACUGUAAAUUAGUACAUUUUCAUUCUGAAUGUCCUUGUGAAGUGCAAUGCAGGAAAAUAGCUCAUCUCUCUGCAUUACAACAACAGGAUGACUUCUCUUGCUUCCACAAUAUUUCCUUGUCUAAUCUCAAAUAUCUGUAUUUGUGUUUCUUUUUCACCUCUCUACUGUGCAACUCUUGUCCUAGAACAAAUGCAACAACAUAAAGUACAGCCUGUAGGAUAUUCUCCUGCCUCAGGUGAAUUGAGAGUGACAGAGUUAAACAACGAGACUAUUACAAUAUUCCUAAGGGGAUGCGGGUUGUAUUUGCUUCAGUGUUUUACUGACUUUAUAUAUUGACUCUUGGCGUUCAGAUUGGUCAGAACAUUGGUUUUUCUCAUAGGUGUUUAAUUACAGUUAUGGUCUGGUUGUGAUCUAAUCCCAGUUUGUUAGCAAUUAAUAAAACUUUCAAAGAAUGGUUUCAAUUCAGUAUACUUUCCUUAUAAUGCCAGUGAUAUUGUGAAUUAUGUAUCCCACAGAAAUAGCAUGGGAAAUUCAAAGUGUUGAGGAUGCUUUUUCCAGAUUGUACAAAUUAAUCAGUAAUGGAAUAUUUUUGCCAGUGCCCAUUUCAUUUCUGUACUUUUGUGCUAUGUUACUACCUCUAUAUCUGCAUAAUAAGUUACUGUACCAUGCUAAACUUUGUCAAGCAAAACAAAAUGUAAAUUAGUAUUUUCUUCAAGCUUCCUGUCUGACCUCUAAGAAUGAGAAAGACAAACAUUGCAAUCACCUUGAGGCUGGAAAACUAAUUCUGGGGACCUGGAAAAGCAAAUUCAGGACACUAAGCAUUUCCAUAAUCCAUGCAAUACACCUAUCACAUGUUCCCAGUCAGCCUCAGAAGCAUUUGGGGAAAGAAACCAAAGACAUCAC
This is a messenger RNA of Trachemys scripta elegans, 3095 nucleotides long. Its product is annotated as protein-glutamine gamma-glutamyltransferase E-like. The transcript is spliced from 13 exons. Bases 1 to 2094 code for a protein of 697 amino acids. NCBI's taxonomy places the organism in Eukaryota, Metazoa, Chordata, Testudines, Emydidae. Gene Ontology annotation, molecular function: protein-glutamine gamma-glutamyltransferase activity. Gene Ontology annotation, biological process: peptide cross-linking. The record is from RefSeq and is a predicted model, not a curated record.